Molecule: messenger RNA, 1725 nt
Organism: Suillus discolor
Lineage: Eukaryota; Fungi; Basidiomycota; Agaricomycetes; Boletales; Suillaceae
Product: carbohydrate esterase family 8 protein
Exons: 10
Coding region: 108-1229 (373 amino acids)
Biological process (GO): cell wall modification
Molecular function (GO): pectinesterase activity
Source: RefSeq, a predicted model, not a curated record
UGGGAUUCUCGCGAUGAGACUCUACAGUAUAUAAGCGCGAAGGGCGAUGGUAGGCAUAUUAACUUUUGAACCCAGGUCCCAUAUCCCCCCUCGCAGGCGACGCACUGAUGGGACCAUAUUUGACGCGCCUUACAUUCCUUGUUGCACUUCUAGCUGGCUUAGUUGUGCAAAUCCAGGCACUCUCCCCUAACUAUCUCGCGUGCCAAUUGCAAAAGGAUGCAGAAACCUCUCCGUUAACUGGGUGUCCAGCAGGAACCCUGUAUGUGUCGCCCACAGAUAGCAGGGCAAAUUUUCAAAGUGUUCAAGCUGCUAUAGAGUCUCUGCCACAGACGGGCGACGCUGUAAUUCUGAUUGGAGCAGGAGAAUACUUUGAAAUGGUCAAUGUUGCGCGAUCCGCACCGCUCACUCUUCUGGGUCAACUUGAUCCUUCCACUGCUUACGAUACAGCGGGGAAUGCUUCUCAGCGCAACCUUGUUCACAUUUGGAACAAUAUAUAUGUCAAAGAUGGGCUGAACGAUGUGCAGACCGCGACUUUCACUAUUUCACCUGCCUCAGGAGAGAAUUUCGGUAACACUGACUUUAGAGCGUAUAAUAUCGACUUCGAAAAUCGUUCUGCCAACUACUCGAUUUCUCAAGCCCUCGUCACCGCCAUCAGCUAUGCAAAUGCUUCCUUCUAUGGCUGCACCUUUGCCAGCUGGCAAGAUACGUGGUACACCGGUAGCAACGCGCACACAUAUGUCGUUGACAGUAUAAUAUAUGGUCAAACUGAUUACCUUUUCGGAUUUGGCAUGGCCUGGUUCCAAAGCGUGAUUUUGGCCAACCGAGCUUGUGGUGGUGGUAUCACAGCCUGGCAAGGUGCGACUGGCACCAGGAAUGGGGCAUACAUCGCCGAUUCCAAAAUAAUUCGGUCCCCGGAUGCCAAUGCUACCACUCCGACUGAUGCCGGCUGCUCCCUCGGACGCCCAUGGAAUGCGAUGGCCGUUGCUGUGUACAUGAACACCUACAUGGACGAGAGUAUUCGACCUGCAGGUUUCACUUCUUGGUCUGGAAAAGCAAGCAUUCCAGACACCACUUAUUACGCAGAGUUCAAUUCGUCUGGUCCUGGAGGGGAUAUGUCAGCACGUGUAGCGCAAGACCAUAUCCUGACUUCCGACCAGGCAUCAUCCUUCACGCUAGAGGAAGUAUUUGCCGGUAUACCAGAGUGGAUUGACUUUAAUUACGAGUAUUGAUGGGUUUUGUGAUAUUGUACUACAAAAACUCCAAUGACGGAAAUUCGUCAGCAAUUAAUUGAACGACGUUCCUCGCAUUUAGCAUCCUCACACAUACGGCAGCCACACAGGUUGAUGCCGAUUCAAGCCCAUUGGAGCUUCCACAUCUUUGACAGGCGUAACGGAUAGCUGUGCUGCAUGGCGAAUAGCUGUCAUCGUCCUGAGAGGCCCUUCAACGUCCCUUUUGUCACCUGUCGCCUCGUGGAGUGUGACAGAUAGUGCUACUACCUCUAGGUUUGGUGGGUUCAAUCGCUUUGGUAGAGGUUUCCCAUCUCCGAACGCGGUAUCUGGCGAAAGUUGCCCAAGUGAUCGGAGCCAUUGCGCAACUGCUGCUAAAGAGACACGGACUUCCCAGGAGCCGCCCUCCUGUUCAAUAAGAGUUUUUUUUAAGAAAUUGACUACGACAAUGAACGUCGCUGGGGCCUGAGGACUCACAGUGAUCGUUUUUGCGAUUGCA